AACACCGAGGGAGGGGCAAGUUACAAAACAUUUCUUCCAUGUGGCGCCAAUGACUCUCCUCUAUAGUUGUUAGAAGCACCGCAGCUGUUUACUGUGAGGUGCACUGCUGUCAAUUUAUUGACUUCUCCGGAACAGAUAUUCACAAUUAUUAUCGCAAGGACACCAAUAAUGGCGACACGACGGGUGAAACGUGAAGCGGUUGUUCAGGAAAUGACUCCUGUGAAGCUAGAGGAAACAAUCCGGCGGUCAUCUCGGACAGUUCUGGCACCUAAACGCCUCCAAUACUCUCCCGGAGACAGCACAGCUAAAACAGCCCAGAAGAAAAGGAAAACAGAAACCCUCGUCGAGGAAAUCGGUCAGAAUAAAAGACAAAUUAAGGAUGAGGAGGAUGUUGAAAACAGUGAUGUGGACCUUGCAUCUGAUGGACAUGGAGGACUUUCUGCCUAUGAACUGGAGCGGCUGGAGAACAUCAGACAGAACCAAGCAUUUCUCUCCUCCAUCAACCUUUUCCAGGCAACUGAGGAGUUCAAGCAGCUGACAAAACCAAAGGCAUCGCAGAGGGGUCUGAGGUCACAGGCUGCUGUAAAACAAGUGCUGCCACCUCGCAAAUCUCUGCGUCUCCAAAAUAAAGAGGCAGAAGUCUUGACACUUCCUGCUGAACCCAGAGGGACACUUAUCUUUGAAGAGACUACUCGAGCCAAGAAGCCCCCUGGCCCUCUGCCAAUGGAAGCAAUUAACAUGGAUGAAAACAAGCUGCCUUCAGAACUUCUUAAGCUCUGCUCUGAGGACUCAACAGAAGACAGAAAAAUGAAGGUUGAUCUCAAAGAGUACCGCUCUGCACUUAAGAAAAUGAACAUAACGGAAGCCAAAGUAGCCAAAGUGGUGAAGGAUCGCAUCUUCUCUGCAGCCUUCCACCCAUGCACCAGCAGCCUGUUGAUGGCCACAGGAGACAAGUGGGGGAAAGUGGGUCUCUGGAAGCUGGGCAGUGAUUGUGAUGAUGGUGUGCUGCUCUUUGAGCCCCACACUCGUCCGGUGGGUUGCAUGGCGUUCUCCCAGGCUCAUCCCACCCAGCUGCUGAGCCUCAGCUAUGAUGGAUCUCUGCGCUGCAUGGAUAUAGAGAAGGCUGUUUUUGAUGAUGUGUAUGAUAUUGAAGAUGGUCUGAAAACCUUUGACUUCAUGUCACAUGACUGUUCGAUACUAGUGGUUGGGAACUGGUAUGGAGAAGUUGCAAUCGUUGAUAGGCGCAGCCCAGGAAACUCCCAUGAUUCCCUCCAUACAGUGGACACAAAGGUUGUGCGCUGUGUUAGUGUCCCUUUACAGAAGCAGUACUUUGCAGUGGCGGAAGCAAUGAGUAUUUUUGACAGCCGGUGCCUGAAGAAGACAAAAAGUCAGGCAGUCUCCCAGCUACUCGGCCACUCUUUAAGCAUAUCCAGCGCUUAUUUCUCCCCUUGUACCGGGAACAGAGUUCUCACCUCCUGUAUGGAUGACUACAUAAGGGUAUAUGACACAUCUGCAAUGACGACUAAAUCUCCCUUGCUGACAUCCAUCAGACAUGACAUGCACACAGGCCGCUGGCUGACCAAACUCUCAGCAGUCUGGGACCCCAAACAGGAAGACUGCUUUGUGGUGGGGAGCAUGAUGAGGCCCCGGAGGGUUCAGGUGUUCCAUGAAAGCGGCCAGCUUGAGCAUACCUUCAUGGACAACGAGAACCUGAGCACGGUGCUGUCCGUCACUGCUUUCCACCCCACAAGGAACGCCUUGCUGGGCGGCAAUGCGUCCGGACGCCUGCACGUCUUUUCCAGCUAAACUAGGUGUGCUUUUGUUACCUGUUUACAAUGAUAACAUAGUGCCUUGUUUUCAUUCCCCUCUCUUUCUCCAAAGAUCUUCAAUACAUUGUCACAAUUGCAAGUCUCACACUUCAAGUAACAUUCCUACUGUGUUUUGAAAUAACAUUCAUAUCAAGUCAUUAGUCAUGUUUGUAGAGAUGUUGCACUUAAGAGUUACAGUAUAAACAUUCAUACGCUGUGAGGUAACGCACAAUCGGUAACAAGCUUCAGAAUUUUCUUUAUCCAUCAUCACAUUAAAACACAUUUAUUCCUUCUUUGGGUAGGUAGGAUCAGAGCGUAGGUGUAUUUUUCUGCCCACCUCUGAAAAUAGUUUGUACUCAUGUUUCGUAUUUACAAUAUUGCAUCAGUGUAUUCAGCCUAUAUUUCUCCAGUAGAUACCCUUUGAUGUCUAUGUCUGGGAGGUUCUUAGGUUCACUGUCAUAUUCUUCCUCAUUCUGGUAUUAUGUUGUGCACUAAGUUACUGAGACACGAUUGACUGAUUAGAUCUUUGCAUUAGUGACCAGGGGUACCUCAUAAAGUAACUGUACUGAGCCCUUACAGUCCUGAGUCUGCUGUAUGCGGAUAUGUUAGUAUCAGCUUGCACAAAAAGACAUUGCUCUCUUUUCCAUUUUAUGCGAUUUAAGCUCUGUCUUUUUACAGUGGUACUGAGUGAGCAGACCAUGCAAAUUCUCAGUUAAACUGACAUCUGGAUUUCAGGAUGAUCCUGUGUUUUUGAAGCCACGCUUGUGCAGAUUAGGGUUUGUUAUCUUGCUGGAAAUAAGUUUUCAUGCAGAUGGCAGCAGAUUUCCUCUGAGACUGCCAGUGUUUUCCCCCACUGCAUUCAUUUUACUGCCUCAACAUGUUGUCAGGGGAGCUGCAAAGAAGCACACACACACAGCAAAACGCAGCCACUGCCAGCCCUCAUGUUGUUUCGUCUCAUGUGCAGUGCCUGUACAGUGGCCAAAAACCUAAGCUCUGAUCCAGAUUUGGUAGAUUAAGAGAUGUACUUUAUUGGUUGCCCCUGCCUUACUUUACUCUGUGGGGCAUUCAGUGCCUUGAAAGCUUUGAUCUUGACUUUCCGUGAUUAGAACUUUCCAGUUAUCAGAUUUGUCCAUGUCUGAUAUAUUGUUGUUUGUUUUGCCUGGAUAGUGACCAACCAGUUAUUACUGGAUAUUUGACACAGAGGUGAAUUUAAUGUUAAAGAUAGAUAGUUUUAUGUGAUAUGUAUCAGCUACUUUGUUUUAUGUUUCACCAUCAGUUAGGUCAGUUCAAGAUGAGAAAUUUUCUUUCUGUUAAACUUAAGGAAAAGUCCUCAUUGAGUCUAUGUAGUUCCCAAAUGUCAUGUGGAACACAAUCAAUUUCUAGUUUCCUUUGUAUUGUUUGCUUGUGGCAGAGUGAAAGUGCCCAUUGUGAAGCUGUGCUCACUUUAAGUUCUGUAUUGUCUCUA
Molecule: messenger RNA, 3273 nt
Organism: Acanthochromis polyacanthus (spiny chromis)
Lineage: Eukaryota; Metazoa; Chordata; Actinopteri; Pomacentridae
Gene: wdr76
Product: WD repeat domain 76
Biological process (GO): regulation of DNA damage checkpoint
Cellular component (GO): nucleus
Molecular function (GO): DNA binding; protein binding
Source: RefSeq, a predicted model, not a curated record